Prunus dulcis (almond) is the source of this 1679-nucleotide messenger RNA. Its product is annotated as pentatricopeptide repeat-containing protein At4g14190, chloroplastic. The annotation marks the transcript as partial. The transcript has a single exon. Lineage: Eukaryota; Viridiplantae; Streptophyta; Magnoliopsida; Rosales; Rosaceae. Gene Ontology annotation, molecular function: protein binding. The record is from RefSeq and is a predicted model, not a curated record.
AAUUGCUACUCUGGGAACUCUGAACAGUUGUUUGAUAUGUGGAAGAACAUCGAGAAAUCACGGAUUAAUGAGUUUAACUACAGCAAGAUAAUAGGUUUGCUAGGUGAAGAGGGUCUGAUAGAAGAGGCAGUACGAUGCUUUCAAGAGAUGAAGAGUCACAAUCUUAGGCCGUCCUUGGAGGUUUACAAUUCAGUUAUUCAUGGUUGUGCCAGACAAGGAAACUUUGAUGAUGCUUUGUUUUUCCUUAACGAGAUGAAAGAAAUGAAUUUGGCACCAGAAACUGAUACCUAUGAUGGACUUAUUGAAGCAUAUGGGAAGUAUAGAAUGUAUGAUGAGAUAGGCAUGUGUGUGAAGAAAAUGAAAUUAAAUGGCUGUUCACCUGACCACAUUACCUAUAAUUUGCUUAUUCGAGAGUUUGCAGGGGGUGGUUUGCUCAAAAGAAUGGAAAGUGUGUAUCAAUCCAUGCUUUCAAGAAGAAUGGCUUUGCAGUCUUCUAGUUUGAUUGCAAUGGUCGAGGUUUAUGCAAAAUUUGGUAUUUUGGAGAAGAUGGAAAAUGUUUAUAGGAGAGUUUUGAACUCCGGAACUGUGGUAAAGAAUGACUUAAUUAGGAAACUAGCUGAGGUUUAUAUUGAUAAUUAUAUGUUUUCCAGAUUAGAGAAAUUGGGAGUUGAUCUUUCUUCAAGAUUUGGUCAGACUGAUCUUGUUUGGUGUCUGCGUCUCCUUUCCCAAGCAGGUGUUCUUAGUCGAAGAGGUAUGGAUUCCAUUGUUGAUGAGAUGAAAGAACAAAAUGUCCCAUGGAAUGAAACGGUUGCAAACAUUAUAAUGCUGGCUUAUUUGAAGAUGAAAGAUUUCACACACUUGAGAAUCUUCCUCUCCCAAUUACUAACCCAGGGUGUGGAGCCUGAUAUUAUCACUGUUGGAAUUGUAUUUGAUGCUAAUAGGAUUGGCUAUGAUGGGUCUAGAACUUUAGAUACAUGGAGGGAGAACGGCUUUCUCCGCAAAGCUGUGGAAAUGAAUACUGAUCCUUUAGUUCUCACUGCAUUUGGGAAGGGGCAUUUCCUUAGAAACUGUGAAGCAGCAUACUCCUCCCUGGAACCUGAAGAUAGAGAAAACAAAACAUGGACGUACCAUCACCUCAUUGAUUUAGUGUUCAAACACACUCAAUGUAGCCUCAGUAUGAAGGACUGAAGAUAAAAUGUAGCUUAUCACAGAAACUUUGUUUUUAUUUUUUCGGUCUGAAAAGAUUAAAAGAAGUAUACUUUGUUCAUGUACCGGUUUACGGAUGCACUUUUGUACAGAACUAUUUGACAGAACCUCUUAUGAAGGUCUUGGAUCAUCUUCAUUUAUCUUUUUCCUGGCUACUCAGAUCAUGUGGAGGAGAAUUUUCUGCCUUUGUAACUACGGAUUUCAUUUUGUCUAGUCUAUUUGGACCACUGAUUUUAAUAGUGCCUUGUGGCAACCAUAGUAGACACAAUGCAGGUCGAGUCUACUAGAGGCUACUAGUGCAGCUGGAAACAUUUAUUUCUGGAACUUCUGUAUUACCCCGGCUACGCACCUUCUGUACGGGUAGCAGACCUACAUCUGUUAAUUUUACAGGAGCUGUAGUAAAACUUCUACUAUGUACUAUAACAAAUUGCAAUAUAUCUUUAAUGCAAUGAAAUUUAGUUUGUAUCAUCUAA